UCGGAAAUCCGCUGGAACGUGGGUGAGGGGGACUCCUCCGUCGUCGUGUUUUAGUUUUGCCAGCGUCGCUGCGUUUGUCGCCCAAGAUCCCUUUCAUGAAGGAAAUGGAGCACCUUCCCCUUUGUUUCGUGCAUUUAGGCUGGUGAACAUGCAUUUCUUGCUCGCUUUCCACGCACUUCCGUGGAGCCGUGUUUUCAGGAAAGGCCCGUGUUUAUUUGUUGCAUGCCUCCUAAGAAUCUAGUCUAAGGACAUGAGGGUAAAGUAGCGUAUAUAGGUCACAGAGCCCCUAGUUUUAAACCUGGAGUUCAGGUCAUUUACAGACUUAAAAAUAAAAUAAAAUUUCAUUCCUUAUUUUUUUUUUAAGUAGCAUUUCAGAACUUCAUGGGUGAGAAUAUUGCAAUUUUAUCUUACAAGUUUUUUUUAAUGUUUUCCCAACAAAGAAUUUACUGUACUUCUCCCCUAUUUUCUGUCUCGGGCCAGAUAGUAAGCCUGGAAAGGAGCCUUUAAAAAUCACAGUAAUCUCAUUUUGGCAAAGAGAGAACGGAGAUCAGGAGAGUAAGGACUUGCCCAAGGUCACUGGCUUAGUUAGAAGUAGAUUAGAUACUAGAACUCAGGUCUCAACUCAGGGUGAGUAGGCAUUAACAUCUUCUAACAUGUGCACCUGAAAACUAAAUUCCAUAGGUGUAAAAUGUCGUUUUUUAAAUUAUUACUCAUAUUUGAGUCUGGAGAGUUUUUCUGCUACAUGCCCAGGUUUUGGUUUUCUUUAAACUAGAAGUUAGGGGAAGCCACAAACUAAAAAUAUACAUUUCAGCUAUUCAAACUAUAAAAAUAAACAUUUUCCCUGUGCUUGAUAGAGCUGGCACAGGCUUGCACAAGUUUCUAACAACAAAACUUUAAAGGUACUAAAUAGUAAUGGUAUUGUAUUUUUCUGAAAUGUUGCCAAGCAGAAGGGAAACGGCACUUAAUGGCAAACUGCCCUCUCCCGCCCCAAAUUGCUGCUAAGCAGAAGGAUUUAAACAUGAGGAUUCUUUCUGCCUCGGUGCUCUCUGUACUGUGCUUGGUUUUUAUAAACAACCCUGACCAUUUUGGCUUCACGAGUGAUUAAUGAUGCAUCUUUUUGUUGAAUUUGAGAUUGUUCACUAGCCCUGUCUACAUUACCAAAAAAAAAAAAAAAAAAAAAAAAGCAGCAGCCUUAAUGGCAUCUUUUUGUUUUGUUUCCUUAUUAUAUUAGAUGUAUAAACGCAGCAUCCUUAGUUCUUGGGGUUGUGUAGGAGUUGGCAGGCUCUAAGAUAUAAAUAGAAGCUGAUUUCAGAGGCCCCUGUUGACUAGGCUUUAUGUGAGAGCCUCCAUCCAGCUCAGCCUGUCACAUUGCAGCCUUGUGACAGGCUGAAGCUCCCGCCCAUGUGAUCUAAGCUUCUGAGAAAUAUUAAGGCAAGCUUUGCACAUGUGAUGGCGUUUAAAAGCUCGCUUUCUAGGGGGGGAAAAUCUACAAGAUGGGAAGCUACGUGGAAGACUAAUGUCCUGGUGUCUCUUGUGUCUCAGUUGCAGGCUAUUUAUAGUGAAUUGAAAGUAGUUGUGUUUUCUGAAGAAGGGAAGGUGGAAUACUUUGCAAGUUGCAAGUCGAACAGAAAAAUAUGGCUCAGGAGACUAACCAGACCCCAGGGCCCAUGCUGUGUAGUACAGGAUGUGGCUUUUAUGGGAAUCCUAGGACAAAUGGAAUGUGUUCCGUUUGCUACAAAGAACAUCUUCAGAGGCAGCAAAAUAGUGGCAGAAUGAGCCCAAUGGGAACAGCUAGUGGUUCCAACAGUCCUACCUCAGAUUCUGCAUCUGUACAGAGAGCAGACACUAGUUUAAACAACUGUGAAGGUGCUGCUGGCAGCACAUCUGAAAAAUCAAGAAAUGUGCCUGUGGCUGCCUUGCCUGUAACUCAGCAAAUGACAGAAAUGAGCAUUUCAAGAGAGGACAAAAUAACUACCCCGAAAACAGAGGUGUCAGAGCCAGUUGUCACUCAGCCCAGUCCAUCCGUUUCUCAGCCUAGUACUUCUCAAAGUGAAGAAAAAGCUCCUGAGUUGCCCAAACCAAAGAAGAACAGAUGUUUUAUGUGCAGAAAGAAAGUUGGCCUUACAGGGUUUGACUGCCGAUGUGGAAAUUUGUUUUGUGGACUUCACCGUUACUCUGACAAGCACAACUGUCCAUAUGAUUACAAAGCAGAAGCUGCAGCAAAAAUCAGAAAAGAGAAUCCAGUUGUUGUGGCUGAAAAAAUCCAGAGAAUAUAAAUUACUACUUGUGAAGAGACUGAAACUUUGUUUUUAUUUUAAUAUAUCGUAGGAAAACAUUAAAGAGCAGAUGCAUGGCCAUUUUCCUUUGAUGUUCUCCAGAGUUUUACUUUACACUUGUCUGUCUUAUAAUUGAAAUUUUAGGAUGUUUGGGUGUUUGUUACAGGCAGAAAUGGAUAGAUACAGCCCUACGAAAUGUAUAUGCCCUCCCCUGAAUAAAAUUGGAUGAAAAUCUGCACAGCAAAUUGAAAUACGCAGACGAUAGGGACAAAAUUUAGUUCCCACGUGCCAAACAUAAUCCGUGAAAUCUCUGCAUGUUUGCAGCAUAUCUGCCUUUUGGGAAUGUAAUCAAGGUAUAAUCUUUGGCUAGUGUUAUGUGCCUGUAUUUUUUAAAAAAAUGGUACACCAGAAAAGGACUGGCAGUCUACUUCUUCCAUAGUCCAACUUCACCCUGUUAAUUUCCACAACAUGUUCUUUGGAAGCAGGAGGAAAGCUAUAAAGAGGAUCAGACCUUUCCGUGAAACCAGUGUUUGGUGCCAUAUGUAAGCCUGGCUCAUUGGUCUCCUAAAAGCUGUCAAGUAAGACAUUCUGUGAAAGGUAAACAUCGCAACUGGUUAUCAUGAGUAAAGCCAUCAAGCCAACAGGGGCUUGAGCUCUCUUUGAAGCUUACUGUGCUGGCCUGCACCAGAAGAUGCCUGCAUUACUCUCAUUGCUCAAAAUGUUGUGUAGCACAGAACUGCACUAGGAUUAAUUUGUCUACAAGAAGAAAUUAAAACUACAUUUGGUUUUUACAUGCCGCAGCUCUAUUGAAUAACAUGCAUCUGAAUUUUAAGUUGCAAAGGUAUCUGAAAAGUUCAUUUUUCGUGUGCAUCUUUUGUUGAAUGUUUUGGUUCAAGAAAGAAUGUUUAAAGCUUUUUUAAAGACUUCAGUUCUUAAUGUAACUGUACCUUCUGCAUGGAAAAUCAUAACCAACAUGGCUGCAGUAGACUUCUUAGUGGUAUCCAGCACCACUCGCAGAGGGCUGCGUUAUCCUAUUAAUUGUACUUGGGUGUAGGACUCUAGUGUUCUUGGGUGUAUUGCAUGGGCUGCAUUAUCUACAGCAUUGUACAAUAACAACUAGAAGAGGCAGUAUACUUCACUGAUGCUUGUCUGGUAAUAUCACUUCUGUGUCAUAAUGGAAGGUUUUUGUGAUGUAUGAAACUUGUGUUUUUUAUAUAUAAACGAGCAUAGUUAGAUUAGUAUUGUGGUAAUGCCUGUUUUCAUCUGUAAAUAGUUAAGUAUGUACACGAGGCACUACUUCUGAUUUAUUGCAGUGUUCAGUCCUAGUUUUUACUUUAAUUAAAGCAUUCGGUUUUGCUUUCGAUUUUUAUGUACCUUAGUUCGGAGUUAGAUCUGCAGAUGUGUACAGAUAGUUCAUAUUUAUGUAUUGCACAUAAUCAUGCUAUUCAGCAUCGAUGCUAUAUUGUAUUAUGUAAAUAAUAAAAGCCAUGUACAGAGGGAAA
Messenger RNA from Lynx canadensis (Canada lynx), 3778 nucleotides. RefSeq names its product zinc finger AN1-type containing 5 (gene ZFAND5). The transcript has 6 exons. The record is from RefSeq and is a predicted model, not a curated record. Gene Ontology annotation, molecular function: zinc ion binding; DNA binding. The coding region runs from base 1635 to 2276 and encodes 213 amino acids. NCBI's taxonomy places the organism in Eukaryota, Metazoa, Chordata, Mammalia, Carnivora, Felidae.